AUGUUGGCCGCAGCGUCACGUGCCGUGGUGCGUGCCCUGGCUCGCUCCGGGGUCAGCUGCCAGCGUCUACCCCGGCUGCCCGAGGCUCGGACCACCGCUGCCGCUAUGUCGCGGUCGCCGCAGGCCUCCUUGGGCGCCGCAGUCCGGCCCGCCACCGUGCUGGGCACCAUGGAGAUGGGGCGCCGCAUGGACGCACCCGCCAGCGGCACGGCCGUGCGCGCCUUCUUGGAGCGCGGCCACACGGAGCUGGACACGGCCUUCAUGUACAGCGACGGCCAGUCCGAGAGCAUCCUGGGCGGCCUGGGGCUCGGGCUGGGGGGCGGCGACUGCAGAGUGAAAAUCGCUACCAAGGCCAAUCCCUGGGAAGGGAAGUCACUGAAACCUGACAGUGUCCGGUCCCAACUGGAGACGUCACUGAAGAGGCUGCAGUGUCCCCGGGUGGACCUCUUCUACCUGCACGCACCAGAUCACAACACCCCCGUGGAGGAGACGCUGCGUGCCUGCCACCAGCUGCACCAGGAGGGCAAGUUUGUGGAGCUGGGCCUCUCCAACUAUGCCUCCUGGGAGGUGGCUGAGAUCUGUACCCUCUGCAAGAGUAACGGCUGGAUCCUGCCCACCGUGUACCAGGGCAUGUACAACGCCACCACCCGGCAGGUGGAAACGGAGCUCUUCCCCUGCCUCAGGCACUUUGGAUUGAGGUUCUACGCCUACAACCCUCUGGCUGGGGGCCUGCUGACCGGCAAGUACAAGUAUGAGGACAAGGACGGGAAACAGCCUCCGGGCCGCUUCUUUGGAAACACCUGGGCUGAGGUCUACAGGAAUCGCUUCUGGAAGGAGCACCACUUUGAGGCCAUCGCCCUGGUGGAGAAGGCCCUGCAGGCUGCCUAUGGGACCAGCCCCCCAACCAUGACCUCAGCAGCCCUCAGGUGGAUGUACCACCACUCACAGCUGCAGGGUGCCCACGGGGAUGCGGUCAUCCUGGGCAUGUCCAGCCUGGAGCAGCUGGCACAGAACUUGGCAGCGGCUGAGGAAGGGCCCCUGGAGCCGGCCGUUGUGCAGGCCUUUGAUCAAGCCUGGCACCUGGUUGCCCACGAAUGUCCCAGCUACUUCCGCUAGGCCCCCAGUGGCUCAAGCGGCCAGAGGUUUCUUUUCUUUCCUCUCACUUCUUCUGUUCUCUACCCUGGCCAGUCUUUGCCUUAAGCUGAUUCAGUGUGAUCUGUCUUGAUUGUCUGGAUCCAUGCAUUAAUUUUCUAGAUUCCUGCCUUGCUCCCAGUUGCCUUCAUAAUGUGUAAAGGCCGGGGCUGAGCCCUGCUCGGACAGUUCCUGCCUGAAUAAAGCGGGCACUUGACCUGGCUGUAGCCCAGGCCCUGAUAAACCCCACAGACUCGUCUCCAUGACUGUUUGCAGCUUGUUUCCAUCCUGCCUGUGGGCUAACUGCCAAAGGGGCAGAACCAUGAGCUGGAAUCUUCCAAGGGCAGAGGUCGUGAGCAGGUCUCAGGGCACACUGCCCUCAUGAGGCCUCCCCAGGGUCCUCUUCUGAACCCAGCCUCACGUCUCCACAGUGGGGCUGGAGGUGGCCCUCACUCCUGUACACACAGUAAUAAAAGAGGGCUAAACGCCCUGAAGUGGAUCUUCUCUCAUUGAGAAAUGCCCUCACUGAAUAUUUACAAAUAGAACAGUCCUGGCACAGCUUGACCAUUAGUGUCACCACCAAGAAGACUAAAACCUCCCAGGAUGCUGGGGAACAUUUUGAACAGAUGCUCUCAAGUUCAGCGGUGACUUUAGUCUUAGUUGAAGCCUCCCGUCUUCUUGUCAUCCAUCAGGUUCGCAGCCCUUGUCCUGGGCCUGCUGCUCUUGGGAGUGGGGGUGGGGCGUGGGCAGCCAGGGUCCCCAUUUCUCUCAGCAAAUCCCUACUGUAAGCAGGAGGCACCCAAAAGCUGGAGGAGAAAAGAAAUCCCAGGUCUGGUGGUUGACGUUUGACUGUUCCCAGUGCAGAGAAAUCCCUCCAGCCCUGGGCGGAGGGGUGGGCGGGCCCAGCAGCAGAAGUCGGCUCUUGGAGCUGGCUCAUCUUGAAGUGGUGAAAGGGGCUCCUCCUGGGAAUCCAGACAGAACCACCAUCAAAGACUCUUUGUUCUAAGAAAAGUCCCAUUGGUCAUCUAGAGGGAGACACCCUAGGGACAAAAUAUAUUCUCUCCAGAAACAAAUCCAUGUCCUUUGUGUUCAUCCAUGAUAAAAUGAUGUUUCCUUGAA
Messenger RNA from Diceros bicornis minor, 2250 nucleotides. RefSeq names its product aflatoxin B1 aldehyde reductase member 4. Bases 1 to 1116 code for a protein of 371 amino acids. The transcript is spliced from 7 exons. The record is from RefSeq and is a predicted model, not a curated record. NCBI's taxonomy places the organism in Eukaryota, Metazoa, Chordata, Mammalia, Perissodactyla, Rhinocerotidae.